Molecule: messenger RNA, 1955 nt
Organism: Cariama cristata (Red-legged seriema)
Lineage: Eukaryota; Metazoa; Chordata; Aves; Cariamiformes; Cariamidae
Product: cadherin-20
Exons: 3
Biological process (GO): multicellular organism development; calcium-dependent cell-cell adhesion; adherens junction organization
Cellular component (GO): membrane; catenin complex; adherens junction
Molecular function (GO): cadherin binding; calcium ion binding
Source: RefSeq, a predicted model, not a curated record
CUCAUCCAGACAGUGAGUGCCAUCGACAGGGAUGACCCACAAGAGGGUCAGCACUUCUACUACAGCCUGGCUCCGGAGGCAGCCAACAACCCCAACUUUACUCUAAGGGACAAUCAAGACAAUACGGCAUGGAUUUUGACAAGGCGCUCUGGCUUCAGACAACAUGAGCAGAAUACCUUUUACCUCCCAAUCCUGAUCAGCGACAACGGCCGCCCCGUGCUGAGCAGCACAGGCACGCUGACUGUGCAUGUGUGCAGCUGCGAUGAUGAUGGCAUGGUGAUGUCCUGCAACGCAGAGGCCUAUGUCCUCCCUGUCAGCCUGAGCAGAGGGGCACUCAUUGCAAUCCUCGCCUGCAUCUUUGUCCUGCUAGUGCUGGUGCUCCUCAUCCUCUCCAUGCGGCGCCAGCGGAAGCAGCCAUACAUCAUCGAUGAGGAGGAGAACAUCCAUGAGAACAUCGUCAGGUACGAUGACGAGGGCGGCGGGGAGGAGGACACGGAGGCCUUCGAUAUUGCCGCCAUGUGGAACCCGCGGGAGGCCCAGCUGGUGGUGAAAAACCGGCAGGACAUGCUCCCUGAAAUAGAGAGUCUCUCCCGAUACGUGCCUCAGGCGUGCGUCAUGGACAACAAUGUCCACAACUACGUGCUCGCCAAGCUGUACGAAGCUGACAUGGACCUGUGGGCACCUCCCUUCGACUCCCUCCAGACGUACAUGUUUGAAGGGAACGGCUCGGUGGCGGAGUCGCUCAGCUCCCUACAGUCAGUGACAACAGACUCAGACCAGAGCUAUGACUACCUGACGGACUGGGGGCCACGCUUCAAAAAGCUGGCCGAGAUGUAUGGUGCCACAGACAGCAGCGGGGCUCUGUGGUAACAGAUGAGGAACAGCAGAGGGGUUUCCAUGCGAAACGGUGUCCGGUUAGGUCCAUUCUCAUCAGAUGCUUCCAUGGACAUGGGUGAGGCCUCCUGAAAAAAAAUAGCAAUACGGUGCUUGGAUGAGAAUGGGAAGAAGGGUGUGAAUGAAGGUCUCUCUGGAUCAGCUUUACUCAGUUAAAUUAAGUCAUGUUUUUGAAACAGUGAGAAGCAGAAGGAAGAAAGUUUUUUUUCCUGUUUUUUACAGCAAAAUUGGAAAGCUCCACGUCUGGAAUAUAACAACAUUACUGUCUUUCUCUCUCUCCCUUUGUCUUUCCCUUGUACACGGCAGCUUACUGAGCUCUAUACAUCUGGGUUCAAAGAUCCAACUAUAAACUCCAAACUCCAACUGUAAUCUCCGACUCACUGAGAAAUUGCCAGCACAGAAAAGUUGUGCCCCACUGGUUAUUUUUCCCCCAUUAAAAAGGAAACAAAAAUUGCUUGCUAACAAGAGGAAAAAAAUCCCACAAAACAGAAAAUUGAAACUGGAAUCUCAGAGGACUCUUUGUAAAUUAAAUCUCCUCUCUCUGUUGCUAACAGAGUCCUUUUUUAAUCCCUUAGAAACAUGGCUGAGGAUUUUUUUUUUUCCACCUGGCUGAGAGGGCUGGGGAAGAGGCUUUGAAUUUCUGCUCUAGUUUAAUGGCUGAUCUAUGAGUCAUUGGUGUUAACACUAAUCCAUCUCCUAUCAAGUUUGUGUAAAUUUAUUCUCAGCUCUUUAAAACCAUGACUGCGCUAAACUGCUCAGAACAAAACCAGAAAAUCUGCCUCUUUUGCACUGUAGAUGUCUCUUCCAUGUGCCAAAUGUGAAGAUUAGAUUCUACCAAUGAAAGCCAAAUAAAUUUUAAAAAAAGAAAAAGCUAUAUUUGGUAACUACAUGGGUUAGACGGGCUUUCCUAAUCUGUGUGAGGUCAAUCCAAGGGAUGUUUACAUACUGUAGAUAACCUACUUGAACAAAUGCAGUAUUAUAGACCAAUAAAUGGAUGUAAGAAAAUUACAUGUAUAAGUUUUGUAUAUUUGUUAAUUUUGGUAAUAAAUAUGAUGUACUGC